Messenger RNA from Maniola jurtina (meadow brown), 1631 nucleotides. Its product is annotated as gastrula zinc finger protein XlCGF57.1-like. NCBI's taxonomy places the organism in Eukaryota, Metazoa, Arthropoda, Insecta, Lepidoptera, Nymphalidae. Bases 177 to 1520 code for a protein of 447 amino acids. Gene Ontology annotation, cellular component: nucleus. The transcript is spliced from 3 exons. The record is from RefSeq and is a predicted model, not a curated record.
UUUAAAGGAGAAAGCGAUCAAAUAUUUCGACUCUCCAGAAGGUUUAUACAUUCUAGUUAUUUAAGGAAAUAAGAAAAUACUUUAAAAUAUCAAAAAACCAAAGGAACAAGUCAUUUCUCAAAAAUCUAUCUAAUGUGUCAUGAAUCAUGAUCUAAUCAAACAAUAAACACAUCAAAAUGGCAGAACAUCCCAAGGAGUUACUUCAUGCUGGUCUCUUAAAGCCUAAGCAGGAAAUAGAAGACUCAGUACCCAAUGAGGAAGUAACAGAAGACUUAGUACCCAAGGAGGAAAUAACGAAAGACAUUUUAGUACCCAAGCAAGAAGUGACAGAAAACCUUAUAGUACCUAAGCAAGAAAUAACACUAGACCUUAUAAUACCGAAGCAAGAAAUAGUAGAACUAGAAGUAACAUUUGAGAGAGACUAUGUAGAAGAUAAUGACUACAGUGGACCUGAAAUAGAUAUGGCUACAUCUAGUCUACAGUUGGAACAAUCGAAUGAACAAAAGGAAGUUGAUAUUUUUAUUCCAAUUAAAACAGAACUGCCUUUUAGUGAUAUUGCUCGGUUACAAAGACAACAGGAUCAAGAGUACCAUAUAACAGGCAAAAAUGUGUCUUCAGGGCAUACCGCCAAAGGGGUUAAAAAAUGGUGUAAAGCUGGAGCCAGGGCUGAUGAUGACUGCUCUUCACAUGAUUCCCAUAUACCAAAGGAAUAUAGCCAGACCCAAACAAGUGGAGCUGCCAAAACUAAGGAAACAUACACAUGCCACAUUUGCCAGAAACAAUGUAAAUACAAAAGUGCAUUCGAGUCACACAUGAGGAUUCACACCGGUGAAAAACCCUUCUCGUGUGAACAAUGCGACGCCAAGUUUGCAAAAAAGUUUGACUUAGCUUCUCACAUCAUGUGUCACACUGGCGAAAGACCAUAUUCCUGUGACACAUGUCACGCUAAAUUCGCGAGAAAAUAUCAUCUAACCACUCACGUCAUGUCUCACACGGGUGAGAAACCGUUUUUCUGUGACCUAUGUCACUCUACGUUUAAACGACAAACUAUUUUGAACAGGCACAUGAGAUCUCAUACUCGUGAAAAUCUUUUCACCUGUGAAAUAUGUCACGCCAAGUUCACUGAAAAAAGCACUUUGAACAAUCACGUAAGAACUCACACGGGUGAAAAACCUUUCUCUUGUGAAAUAUGUCACACUAGAUUCACACAGCGAAGCACUUUAAUUAGCCACGUACGGACUCACACCGGAGAAAAGCCUUAUUCCUGUGAUUUGUGUCACGCUAAGUUCACACAAAAAUGUCAUUUGAAUAAUCAUGUGAUGAGGAACCACACUAGUGAAAAAACUUACCCUUGCAGCUUUUGUGAAAGGAAAUUUACUAGGAAGUGUUAUUUGAACAGUCAUUUAAGGUCUCACACUGGAGAGAAACCGUAUACAUGUGAGCUGUGUCAGGAAAAGUUUACAAUGAAAUGUCAUUUAGAUAACCAUACCUUGAGGAAACACACUGGUGAAAAAACUUGAUCCAGUGACAUAAUUAUUAUUUAUUUAUUUAUAUUUAUUAACUAGCUGUGCCCGCGACUUCGUUCGCGUGGAAUCAGCGCGCUUUAUAUAGCCACGGAUGCUCAGGCGCGA